AUGCUUCGCUGGUACCAACGCAGUCUCGCGGCCCGGCCGCUGCUGACGCAGAGUAUCACGACGGCCGUGCUCUUCGCCGUCGGCGAUAUCACAGCGCAACAAGCCAUUGAGAAGAAGGGCCUCGAGAAACACGAGUUUGUGCGCACGGGACGCAUGUUUGCCUACGGCGGUGCGGUCUUCGGCCCCGCAGCCACGACCUGGUUCAAGAUCCUCUCGAAGCGCGUGGUCCUGCCGAACAAGAACGCCGAGAUCCUGGCGCGCGUGGCCUGCGACCAGCUGAUCUUCGCGCCCGUCUUCAUCGGCGUGUUCCUGUCGAGCAUGGCCGUGCUCGAGGGGAAAUCGCCGAAGGAAAAGCUCGAGAAGUCCUACGUCGACACCCUUCAGACCAAUUGGAUGGUCUGGCCCUUUGUCCAGCUGGCUAACUUCAAGUUCGUCCCGCUGCAGCACCGCGUGCUCGCCGUCAACGUCAUUUCUAUCGGCUGGAACUCGUACCUCAGCUUGGCUAAUGCCAAGUGA
This is a messenger RNA of Xylaria bambusicola, 516 nucleotides long. RefSeq lists its product as uncharacterized. NCBI's taxonomy places the organism in Eukaryota, Fungi, Ascomycota, Sordariomycetes, Xylariales, Xylariaceae. The record is from RefSeq and is a predicted model, not a curated record. Bases 1 to 516 code for a protein of 171 amino acids. Gene Ontology annotation, cellular component: cytoplasm; membrane; mitochondrion. The transcript has 3 exons.